CCCUCGUGCUCAGGGCUGGAGCUGUGUAAGGAGGUGAGGGAGGUGCUGAGCGGCGCCGAGCUGCCGGAGCUGCGUGCCAACCUGCUGCUCCCCGAGGACGUGGCCCUGCGAAAUCUGCCCCCUCUGAGGAACGCGCACAGGAGGCUGAACUUCGAGCAGGACCGCCCCGUCUUCUCAGCAGUGGAGGAGUCCGUCGUUCGGAUCUGCUGCAUCCGGAGCUUUGGGCACUUUGUCACGCGGCUGCAGGGCAGCAUCCUGCAGUUCAACCCGGAGCUGGGGAUCUUCAUCAGCAUAGCGCAGUCGGAGCAGGACAGCGUGGUGCAGCAGGCCCAGGCCCAGUUCCACAUGGCCGCAGAGGAGGCUCGUCGGAACCGGCUGAUGAGAGACAUGGCUCAGCUCCGCCUGCAGCUGGAGGUGUCUCAGCUGGAGGGCAGCCUGCAGCAGCCCAAGGCGCAGUCGGCCAUGUCUCCGUACCUCGUGCUGGACGCGCAGGCGCUCUGCCAGCACCUGGCCGUGGUCAAGCAGCUGGCCGGCAGCGGGAGGUUCAUCAUCAUCAUCCCGCGGGCAGUGAUCGACAGCUUGGAUUUCCUCAAGAAGGAGAACGCCGGCGCCCGGGACGGCAUCCGCUAUCUGGAGGCGGAAUUUAAGAAGGGAAACCGGUACAUCCGUUGCCAGAGAGACGUCGGGAAGAGCUUUGAGAGGCACAAAUUGAAGAGACAAGACUUGGAUGCGUGGAACCUCUAUAAGAUCCUGGACAGCUGCAAGCAGCUGACGGUGUCCCAGAGCAGCGGGGAUGACGACACCACAGGGAUGGUCACCAUCAUCACAGGCUUCCAGCUGGAGGACCCCAGCGCGCUCUCGGCGCCCAUGCAGUCUGCCAUCCAAGCAGCCGCCAGCGCCAGCGUGGAAGUGAAGAACAUCCUGGAGUUCUACAAGCAGUGGAAAGAGAUGGGCUGAUGUUCAGCGGGGCGUCAGGUUGGUGCGGCUGCCAUGGAGCUGUAGGGCUGGCUCGGGACCCCAGGAGCAUCACAUUGCAACCCCUCUGCCACUGCACGGCCCCCAUCUCCUCAUCUGAAGCUCCGUCUGCCCGUUCUCUCCCCCUUCUCGCAGUGCAUGGUGUGUCGAGUCAAGGAAAGGGAAACGGGCGGUACUUGGGCCCGAAACAGCAAUAACAAAAAAACCACCUCCAAAAAUUAAAGCAGAAAAUAAUAA
This is a messenger RNA of Meleagris gallopavo (turkey), 1212 nucleotides long. Lineage: Eukaryota; Metazoa; Chordata; Aves; Galliformes; Phasianidae. The record is from RefSeq and is a predicted model, not a curated record.